AUGAAGGAAAAUCAACCCACUUAUUUUUCCCUUCAGCUGAGCAUUCGAAGUAGCCUCAUGUCAUUAUUGGUCAUACGUGGCGACCCUCGAAGAACAUUCACGCGUCGCUAUAAGGACUUACGAGAGUCAGCUGCGCAAGGUGGUCAUUUUUAA
Messenger RNA from Plasmopara halstedii, 153 nucleotides. RefSeq lists its product as uncharacterized. The transcript has 2 exons. Lineage: Eukaryota; Oomycota; Peronosporomycetes; Peronosporales; Peronosporaceae. The coding region runs from base 1 to 153 and encodes 50 amino acids. The record is from RefSeq and is a predicted model, not a curated record.